Plutella xylostella (diamondback moth) is the source of this 905-nucleotide messenger RNA. Its product is annotated as A-type potassium channel modulatory protein KCNIP1. Lineage: Eukaryota; Metazoa; Arthropoda; Insecta; Lepidoptera; Plutellidae. The record is from RefSeq and is a predicted model, not a curated record. Gene Ontology annotation, molecular function: calcium ion binding.
CCCGCGCCGCCCGCCCGCCGCCGCCGCCCGCCCGCCGCGCGCUGCCAAACACGACCCAACCACCUGUUUACUGAAUAUCACUCAAAAUAGUUCGCAUUCGAAGAGUCUUCACCUUCUUUGACAGCAAGGAGUCCGCAAGCACGGAGGUUUAAGAAAUAAUGCAGGAAGAGAUAGAGGAGUCGGUGCUGCUGCCGCCGCGCCACCGCCCCGAGCCGCCCGCCGCGCUCGCCGCCGCCACCAGGUUCUCGCAGCACGAGAUCAAGCUCAUGUACCGCGGGUUCAAGCAGGAAUGUCCAUCGGGCGUGGUAGACGAAGAGGCCUUCAAAAACAUCUUCUGCCAGUUCUUCCCACUUGGAGAUGCAACGCAGUACGCGCGACUCGUGUUCAACAGCAUCAAGCGGAAGCAGGACGGCAGAGUCAACUUCGAGGAGUUCCUGUCGCUGGCGUCGCUGGCGGCGCGCGGCUCGGUGCGGGAGCAGGCGCGCUGGCUGUUCGCGCUCUACGACGCAGACGGCGACGGACGCAUCUCCCGGGACGAGCUGCUCGUCGUGGUGCAAGCAGUAUACGACCUGCUGGGCCGCGCGGCGCGCCCCGCCCCCGGCGCGCGCGCCGCGCAGGAACACGUCGACAGGAUCUUCCACUUGAUGGACGCGGACGGCGACGGCUGGGUGUCGCUGGAGGAGCUGUCUUGCUGGCUGCGCCGCUCCGCGCCCGCGCUCGCCUCGCUGCGCCAGCUCGACACCGUCUUGUGAUGUAGCAGCAACGAGGACGUGCGUGCCUCGAGCUCGACAGCGGAGGACUGCGAGCUGCUGGAGGAGGGCUGCGCUUUUAUACCCGCCGCUGCCCCCGCGCCCGCCCCCGCCCCCGCCGCCGCCGCCCCCGCGCCCAGCGAGCCCGCCAGGGUC